Messenger RNA from Aureococcus anophagefferens, 477 nucleotides. RefSeq lists its product as hypothetical. Gene Ontology annotation, biological process: ubiquitin-dependent protein catabolic process. NCBI's taxonomy places the organism in Eukaryota, Pelagophyceae, Pelagomonadales, Pelagomonadaceae. The record is from RefSeq and is a predicted model, not a curated record. The annotation marks the transcript as partial. The transcript has a single exon. Gene Ontology annotation, cellular component: proteasome core complex, alpha-subunit complex; proteasome core complex.
CAGCGGCGCUUCUACGACCGCGGCUGCCUCUUCUCCCCCGAGGGCCGCAUCUACCAGGUCGAGUACGCGUCCAAGGCCGUGGAGCGCGGCUCCUUCGCCGUGGGCGUCCUGGGCCCCCGCGGCGUCGCCCUCGCGGCCGUGCGGAGCGCGGGCCUCCGUUCCACGCCGGAGCCGCUCCUGUCGCCGAAUUGGUGCGAGCGCGUGCACCGCGUCGACGAGCGGAUCUGGUGCGUGGCCUGCGGCGUCGUGCCCGACGCGACGACGCUCCUGCGGGCCCUGCGCGAGUUCGCCGCGGAGCACCGCAAGACCUGGGGCGAGGCGCCGCCCGUGGAGGUCGUCGCGAAGCAGCUGAGCCGCCACGCGCAAAAGCUCACGCAGCGCGCCGGCGGCCGGCCCUUCGGCGCGGCCUUCCUCCUCGCGGGCUUCGACGACGGCUCCGACGCGCCGCGGCUCUUCAAGACGGACCCGGGGGGGACC